Molecule: messenger RNA, 1216 nt
Organism: Benincasa hispida (wax gourd)
Lineage: Eukaryota; Viridiplantae; Streptophyta; Magnoliopsida; Cucurbitales; Cucurbitaceae
Product: polyadenylate-binding protein 1-like
Molecular function (GO): poly(A) binding
Source: RefSeq, a predicted model, not a curated record
AAGAGCAGGAAUAUGAAAACCGGAGUCGCAGACAGGAUCCGAAACCUAAUCUUCAGCAAUUGGGAACCAGUAGACAAAAUACACAUACCAACCACCGAUCGAGGGGCCACUGGAGACGGAGACGGAGUCGGAGAUGGAGAGCAAUUUUAACUACGACGAGCACGAACACGAAGUCUAUGGUGGCGAUAUUCCCGACGACGCCGAGAUGGAUGCCGACCUGGACAUGUCCUCUGGUAGAGCCGACGAAGAAGGCUAUGAUGCUGAGCCUAGUAACGCCAACUCCAAGGACUUGGAGGACAUGAAGAGGAGGCUUAAAGAGAUCGAAGAGGAGGCCGGUGCCCUUCGGGAAAUGCAGGCCAAAGUUGAGAAGGAGAUGGGUGCUGUUCAAGAAGAUUCAUCCAGUACCUCUGCAACUCAGGCUGAAAAGGAGGAAGUAGAUUCUCGAUCUGUAUAUGUUGGUAAUGUCGACUAUGCAUGCACGCCAGAAGAGGUCCAACAGCAUUUUCAAUCAUGUGGAACAGUGAAUAGAGUGACAAUUUUGACGGACAAAUUUGGUCACCCGAAGGGAUUUGCUUAUGUUGAGUUCGUGGAGGUUGAUGCUGUCCAGAAUGCUUUACUGUUAAAUGAGUCAGAAUUGCAUGGUCGUCAACUAAAGGUCUCUGCUAAAAGGACGAAUGUGCCUGGCAUGAAGCAAUACCGAGGAAGGAGGCCAAACCCUUUUGGCUUUCGAGGUCGCCGGCCUUUCAUGCCUGCUGCGCCUUAUCCUUCGUAUGGUUAUGGAAGGGUUCCAAGGUUCAGGCGGCCGAUGCGGUACAGACCGUACUAGGAGAUACAAUUCUCGUACUAGUACCGCAAAUUAUUAUUCGGGAUCUACGGUUCCUUCAUCAAGGAUUCAUUUACCAUCUCUAUAAAUUGGAGGGUGUGGAAAACAUUGUAGUUUAUUGAUGUUUCAACAAUCCCACUUGAGUUUUUAAUGAACUUGGUAGCAGUUUCUAGCUUGAGAGGGUAAAGAUUUGUGGUUUACAUUUUGUUGGCUCUGGAAGGGCUAAAAAAAACCAUGUUUUCAACCAUUAGAGAAUUUGGAAGAAAGAAAAUUAAGGAAACUAAAGAACAUAUCCUUGUGUAUGGUGAAUUGGAACUGUUGAGGAUGUAGAAUUCUUUGUUAUUUAAUAAGUAAUUAUAAGUUGAUGUGAUAUGUAAACAUCAUUUUCCUCUC